UGACUCUUCGUCUCGUGUUUUCCCAAGUCGCUGUCACAAAUAUCUCACUUUAAAUUGGGCUACCCCAGUGCUCCGCUCUUUUCCAUUCCACUCAUUCAAGGAACUCAUCAACAACGAGCUUACUACGUCUCAACCAUCAACACAAGAUGCCUCCCAAGAGAAGACAAGCCGAGGACACCAGCGAUGCUGAGCCUCAGUACACCAAGAAGUCCAAGGGCAACACAGGAAAAGCUCAACCCCAGGAGCUUACCAAGGGAUCCGACCAGGAUGGCAACACCUUCUGGGAGCUUGGAAACAACCGCCGAAUUAGUUCUUCGGUGUUCAGAAAUACUACCCUGGUCAAUAUCCGGGAAUACUACGAUGCUGGUGGCAAGCUGAUGCCAGGCAAGAAGGGCAUCUCCCUCUCACUUGCCCAGUAUCAGAACCUCCUCAAAGUCAUUCCCCAGCUGAACGCUGAUCUCCGUGCCCAAGGCCACGCCAUUGAGGACCCAGAUUUUGCCCAGGUGGCCGAGCAGACCGACGCCCCCGUCGAGACGCCCAAGGUCAAGGCGCUGGAGUCCAAGACGGAGAGCAUCAAGAAGGAGAAGAAGAAGCCCCGCAAGUCCAACAUUGACGUUACCAGCGACGAAGAGGAAGCUGCCGAGGACGAGGACGACGACGAGUAGAGCAGAUCGGUCCGCCAAGCCAAACAUCUUUGGGCGUCGCAGAAAUGGUGAUGCUGGGGCGAGAGGAAAAUCCGUUACCGGCCAAUCGAAUCUCUCUCUUAUGCGGGCGCAGUGCAGAUACCCCCCUUCUCUACGGUUUUCCAGGUGGCCAGGCAUCUUUGGUGAUAUUUUGUCUCGUCAAUGGCGUAUGAGCUUUGCUUUGUUUCGGGGUAGCGUUUCACUGGCAAUUUAGCUUGUUUGGAGAAAUCAGGCGGGGCGUUUGGUUCUGGAUUGUUGUGGAUUGGGACCAUGGGGCAAGCUGCCAAUAUGGUCGGUCUGAGUAUGACUUCUACG
Molecule: messenger RNA, 998 nt
Organism: Neurospora hispaniola
Lineage: Eukaryota; Fungi; Ascomycota; Sordariomycetes; Sordariales; Sordariaceae
Product: ssDNA-binding transcriptional regulator
Exons: 3
Coding region: 147-665 (172 amino acids)
Biological process (GO): positive regulation of transcription initiation by RNA polymerase II
Cellular component (GO): transcription regulator complex; nucleus
Molecular function (GO): transcription coactivator activity; DNA binding
Source: RefSeq, a predicted model, not a curated record